UUAAGUACCUACCUACUUCCUUGGGAGGAAGCCAACAACAACGGCAAAGGCGCAGUAAAUGCCGUCUGUCUUUCUUUUCCUUAUCUCCCAGAGCAAGCAAGUCGCCUGGGCUCUCGAGCACCCUGAACCUGAGAAAGUAGGCACUCCCUCCCUCCCAUGACGUCGUCCCAAGGGCUUCUACCUAGACAUCCACCCUCAUGUCGACAAAGUAUCUGCCUGCCCGCCUUGUUCUCAAGCAAGGCUCCUAUUGCAAACAAGUCUCAACAGCAGACUCGCAUUUGGGCCUUGAGUCCAUGUCUAGUCUCUAACAUCCUUCACCCCUUUGUCAUUCACUUGCCCACUCAGCAAACCAUUACGGGCCUCUCCAGGGCAAACGGAGCAGCUGGGCAAGUGUUCUCACCUACCACAGGUUAUCGUUUCUCCAUCAACAUCAACCUCUUCCGUAACCUCUCCACCCUCACAAGCAGAUCACCUGCCAUCCUUCAACAACACAUCGCCCAGAGCAACUCUCUCUAGAAUCAGUCGUCUGCCUAUGAAUAAGAAGGUCCUUUUAGAACGAGGCUAUCACGGGCUAAGAGGUGGUCUAGAGACAGUCACGCCAGACCCCAACAUUUACGCUGCCAUCAUGUCUCUGAAGUACUUCAACGCAGAUGUGCGGUCCGCCCGCUCUCGGAUCGAUGAUGGAGAGAUCCCAGGAGUCUUUGCUAUCGAACGUGGAGGCUCUGACGGGGAAGUCGUCGUCACGGUCGCUCACGAGAAGAUACCCAGUCUCCUCCCCAUCCGGAUACUUGUCCAGGGCCUCGACCGCUACCCCAGUGACCACAACUUCUCAGUCUCCACCUCCGUCGAAGACGCUCCCAACGUCCUUGUUUCGGCUCUCGAGGACCUACGGGACUGCACUUACAGCAUGAAGCUUGUCGAGGUCAUCACGACAGUGUCAACAUGCGUAGACCACAGCCUCCGCUCUACUGACGCUAACCGGGACAUGGCUGUGGAGGAACAGCCAGGUGAGUACAUCUCUGAUAACUUGAUGGAGGAGUACCUCUCCGAUGAGCUCAGCGAUCAUGAAUUUGGUCUCACAUCCAUGCACACCAACAUGCUAAACCGACCACACCCACGCCUGGACUCCAGCAGCCUGUCAAGGAUCAAGCUUGAUCUACGCAGCGCACGAGAAGCAGGCUGUAGAAUCGGGGUAUUGGACGGGCUGCAGCCAUCUUCAAGCUGCCACAUAUUCUCCCUGUCGAUACGAGCCAGCGAGCUGGGCCUAUCGGAAGAGGCCCUCGAGGCCUGGCAUGUCAACAUCACUGAUUAUGUCAUACUUCUGGUCCGGAUUGAGGGAGCAUACCCCUACGCUGAACAAUUACUCGAGCAGCCUUGUGUCAACUUCAACGUCGAGUUCCGCUUCGGGAAAGGCAUCAAAUACAAGCCAUCUGCCGCCCAGGCCCGUGCAGCGUUCCUGACCGACGCCUCUCGCAGACAUGAUGCAUCUGAACACAAGGCACAACCCCUUGAGGAUGAUCGAGGACGGACGUUUGAAAAGACUUUUAUUUCGAGUUCUCUCGAGCAGUUCAUGAACGAGCAAUGCCUUGCCAUGAUCAAGCAUCGUCUUCAGGAUUCGACCUCUUCCUGGGACGAUGCCAACGAGCAGUUCCGGAAUAUAUCCACAGGAUUCGCCUUGGCUGAUGAUCUCAUCGCUAAGGCUCAUAUCAACGAGAAGGGGUCGCGUUUCGAACCAAAGACAACAGAGAAGCCAAGGUCGACGAGACAGGCAAAGGGAAAACAGAGAGAAAUGGCGACAAAUUCCGCGCAGGAAACUGAUGAAGAAAUGCCAUCGCCCAGGCGAAUCCCGAAUUUCCUCAUGCGGGAUUCUACCGCUACACGUCCCCUCGGACAAUGCAGUAUCCCUCUGAUUUUCAUGCAGUUCGCGGUUCACUACUUCUCCCGGUGUACAGAGUACUGCUUGCGCUGUCACCAACAUGUGGGGACGGAAUUCGAGGCUUUGAAGCCUUUCGUCUGUUCAAAUCCCUUAUGCUUAUUUCAAUACCUCGCGAUGGGGUUUGGGCCUUCCAUCGAGCACGAGAUUUUGACACAGCCGUACGUCGUUGACCUUCUGGUCAGCCUGUGCUACAGCAGCAUUCAACUCCCCAGAUUCUCGAGACCUGUCAAACCGGCACAGUCAAGCUAUAGGAUCCGCGAAUUUCCCUGCGGACUGCACCUGAAGGUCCCGGCUCCUAGGUCUGCCGACUCAGCCACGGUAUCAAUCGGCAAUGCGGUCUUAGCAUGGGGCACGGGUACGGCGGCGGCGGCGGCGGCGGCAGCGGCGGUGGCGAACGAGGUCACCAAUGCACCCACCACUAUCAAGGUCAUGGCCGACCUGCAAAACAGCGUGGUAAUAGUCAUGUCGAGUGGAGACCUGGACUCGAUUGCCUCGGACACAUGGGUCAUACUCCGAGAGGGUGCACGCCCUCCUCAUACCGAGCCGGCUUACCACCAUGGACGUAUUACACACGUCGACCACCAGACUAGGACACUGAAGGUCGUUUUCAACACACUUGACUCCAGGACCUCUGGAGUUAUCGAGAUGGACUUGUUAUUAUACGAUACCGAGUUCGACGACCUCGAUGACCACGGCAAAGCGAACUCGAUGACCACAGUUUUAAACACCCUCCCUCCAAUCCUCUCACUGCGAGAGUAUCUAGUUAGGAAUCCACAAAGCAGAUUGAGAUCCUACGCUGGCAUAUCACCUGCAGCUGUAACGCUUUUGGAGUGGAUCGUGGCGUCGAAUCGUUCGUGUAUCCUGCAGGUGACCCCCGUGGACUCCGACCCAACCUUACUUGAUCAGAUCAAGACACGAGAACAAGAGGCCAUCCCUUCCUUGAAGAACUUGGUCCAGUUUCGAUUUGCUCAAGGCGCACCAGACAAGGAAUCACGAUUUCAUCGAGCUUUGAAAGAGUUCAAAUUGGACAAAUCCGACUACCCGACCCUAUUUGCCUGGCACGGAAGCGCCUUAUCCAACUGGCACAGCAUCCUUCGUUACGGCCUAGACUUCACAGAUAUCGUGAACGGCAGGGCUUUCGGAAACGGUGUUUAUUUUUCACAAGACUACCGAACUAGCCAAGGCUAUGCCGCCUCCGACGCUACAAGUCGGUGGCCACACUCGGCCCUGCACAUUUCCAGUGUGAUAUCUCUGUGCGAGAUCGUGAAUGCGCCCGACCGUUUCGUCUCCACUAAUCCGCAUCUGGUGGUAGGACAGGUUGACUGGAUCCAGUGCCGCUAUCUUUUCGCCCAGCGCUCAACCGCCCAUGAUGUCACGACCGGCCUACCACUUGUUCAAGGGGGCCCAGCUGUUGUCGUGAGUGAUUCUGGAAAUGACAUUCCGAAAGAACUGGCAGUCGCCCAAGAUCCCGCACGCACCGUUCUAGGACCGGGCUCUAAGCCUCUCAGCAUCCCCUUGAAAGCAGUCCCGACGAGAAAGCAGCAGACGCCCAGAGCUCCGCCUUCGUCGAAGCGUGGGCAUGAGUUGACUUCUUUCUCUGAAGAAACAGACGAAGAGGGAGCCUCGGAUAUUGAAUUCCUUUUUGACGAGGGCGUGUCAUCGCUGCACCCGGCCAAGCGACCUAACUCUGCCCGGGAGUCUAGCGUUGAUACUGUAACGGCCCGUCAAGUCACAACACAGCGGCCACUGACACCACCGCAGACCGACUUCAGGGCGGGGACUUUGGACCUCGGUAGCCUGCCACGUCUUCCACUGCCUGGCUGGGCUGCUGGUCCUUCGACGAAGAGGCUUAGUGAGCAAAUAUUACACAUGCAGAAGCUUCAGGCCCGCACUCCGCCGCACGAGCUCGGGUGGUAUAUCGACUUCGAUAACAUGGAGAACAUGUUUCAGUGGAUCGUCGAAUUCCACAGCUUUGAUCCCGAGCUUCAAUUGGCGAAGGACAUGAAGAAGUCUGCCAUCACUUCGAUCGUGCUGGAGGUGCGCUUCGGGCGCGACUACCCAUUCUCACCGCCCUUUGUGCGCGUGAUCCGGCCCCGAUUCUUGCCCUUUGCUGUGGGAGGCGGCGGUCACAUCACAAUCGGAGGAGCCAUCUGCAUGGAACUUCUUACUUCAUCUGGAUGGCUCCCAACCUUAAGUAUGGACAUCGUUUUCGUCUCGAUCAGGACGGCCAUGAGUGAGACAGAGCGUCCCGCACGUCUACAGACUACACAAACAUCGGCCAAGUUGUUCGACUAUGGUCCCAGCGAGGCACUUGAUGCGUACAUCCGGUUCGCAGGGGUUCAUGGGUGGGCGGUACCCAAAGAUCUGCAGGAGACCGCUACGCAGUAGGAACAACAGGACAUUACUUACCUAGGUACCUACCCAGGAUGUGGCCAAGCUGCGAUAUGAGUGCCAGUGCCUGCUAGCGCAGCUAGAAAUCACAAGAGAUAGAUUGCAGCAGCGAGAACAAG
Messenger RNA from Diaporthe batatas, 4446 nucleotides. RefSeq lists its product as uncharacterized. The transcript is spliced from 3 exons. Gene Ontology annotation, molecular function: NAD+ poly-ADP-ribosyltransferase activity. The record is from RefSeq and is a predicted model, not a curated record. The coding region runs from base 533 to 4324 and encodes 1263 amino acids. Lineage: Eukaryota; Fungi; Ascomycota; Sordariomycetes; Diaporthales; Diaporthaceae.